AUGAAUUACUCAGAGUUAGACGAGGAUGAAGAUUUAUAUGAGGGGUUAGAGGGGAAUAAUCUGGAAUUGGUUGAAAAAACAGUAGAAGAAAAAAAAAAAGAAACCGAAAUAAUUACCCCUAAGAUUAAAGAGCAAUCAUUUGAAAAAUCCCGAAAAAGUUUAUACAAAAAGUUAAGUGGUGCAAAAGAAAUAUAUACAAAGAAAGAUCCCUGUUUAUUUUUCGGAGCACCCCAAACGAAUGAAGAAGAAGACGAGCUGGGAGAACAUGAAAGAAAAUUUUUACUUUUAGUAAAUUUGUUGUAUUUUAUAAAUGAUAUGGUAAUAAGAAAACAUUGUGAAAACAUUGGAAAGGUUAAAAGAGUUGUAAUUUUAGAAGAUGAACAUAACUGUAAAUCCUUGGGGAUAUGCUUAGUAGAAUUUUAUUAUUUAGAUAAUAGUCAAAAUUAUGUAGCAUAUAUAAAAGAAAAAUUAAAAGCUGAUGUUAAAACAGUAGAUGCACACUUAGAAGAACAAAUUAAAAACGAUGAGAUAUAUAAUUAUGGUGGUUAUUUAAAUAGUAGUAUUAUAGAAUUGAUAAAAAGAAAUAACUCUGAAUAUAUAAACACAAAUGAAAAUGUCCAUGAUGUUUUAAAUAAAUCUAUGAGUUUAAAUAGACAUCCAUUAUUUACUUGGUUUAAUACAAGUUUAAAAGAUGUCCUAAAUAGCUAUGUUAAAUCCGAAAUAAAAAAAAAAAAAAAAUAUAACAAUGAUUUUUUAGAAAAAAAGUACGAAACAAAUUCAGAUUCCGACGAAGAUAUAUCUACACAUAUACUUGAUUAUGUUGCUAAAAAAAAUAAAAUGACUCUUCCUAAAUAG
Messenger RNA from Plasmodium yoelii, 855 nucleotides. RefSeq names its product conserved Plasmodium protein, unknown function. Lineage: Eukaryota; Apicomplexa; Aconoidasida; Haemosporida; Plasmodiidae. The record is from RefSeq and is a predicted model, not a curated record. The transcript has 5 exons. Gene Ontology annotation, molecular function: nucleic acid binding. The coding region runs from base 1 to 855 and encodes 284 amino acids.